AUGGGAGAGUUCAGUAAAGACAGGGUUCAUUCUGUCACUGUAGGAGGGCACAAAGAUGGAACAACUAAGGGCAGUUCUCAGAUUCAAGCAUCAACCACCAUGGAAUCACAUCUGCAUAAGAGCCCAGCCCAUCUGGUUUCAGCUUCUCUAGAUUCUCAAGUUCAAUCUCACUGCCAUGCUUGUUUGGGCAGCGAUAGUUGUCAAAGAGUUCGUUCGAGAACAAAAUUGAUGAAUACUUUGAUUGAGAGGAAAAAGCCUCAAGAAGUCCACUCCAUUUUUAACAGUUUAACUGAAGAAGGACACAGGCCAACUCUUGUAACAUACACAACUCUCUUGGCUGCUUUGACUCUCCAGAAACAUUUCAAGUCCAUUCCUUUGCUUCUUACUAAGGUGGAAGAGAAUGGGUUGAAGCCUGACUCAAUAUUCUUCAAUGCCAUGAUCAAUGCUUUUGCUGAAUCUGGAAAUGUCAAGGAGGCCAUGAAAAUCUUCGACAAAAUGAAGGACGGUGGAUGUAAGCCUACAACCAGCACUUAUAAUACCUUAAUUAAAGGGUUUGGGAUAAUUGGUAAGCCUGAAGAAUCUUUGAAACUAGUAGAACUAAUGUCACUGGAAGGAAAUGUGAAACCCAAUGAUAGAACAUAUAAUAUUCUUGUUCGUGCGUGGUGUAACAAGAACAACACCACGGAAGCAUGGAAUGUGGUUCACAGGAUGGUUGCAUUUGGUAUGAAACCUGAUGUUGUUACAUACAAUACAAUUGCAAGGGCUUAUGCUCAGAACAGGGAAACAAAUAAGGCUGAAGCCAUGAUAUUUCAGAUGCAGAAUGACAAAGUGGCGCCAAAUCAGCGGACCUGUGGUAUUAUUGUCAAUGGAUACUGUAAAGAAGGUAACAUGACAGAUGCACUGAGAUUUAUGUACAGGAUGAAGGAACUUGGGGUGCACCCCAAUCUCAUCAUUUUCAACUCUCUUAUCAAGGGGUUUCUUGACAUUACAGAUACUGAAGGAGUUGACGAGGCAUUUACACUAAUGGAGGAAUUUGGGGUCAAACCAGAUGUCAUAACAUUUAGCACCAUCAUGAAUGCAUGGAGUUCGGCUGGACUAAUGGACAAGUGCCAAGAAAUUUUUAAUGACAUGGUGAAGGCUGGAAUAGCACCUGACAUUCAGGCAUUCAGCAUUCUUGCAAAAGGCUAUGUGCGUGCCAGAGAUCCUGAAAAAGCUGAGGCACUCCUGAAAAUCAUGGGCAAAUCUGCGGUGCACCCAAAUGUGGUAAUCUUCACUACCGUAAUUAGUGGAUGGUGCAGUGCAGGCAAAAUGGAGCAUGCUUUGAGGUUGUUUGAGAAGAUGUGUGAAAUGGGCAUAUCACCUACCUUGAAAACUUUUGAUACUCUAAUAUGGGGAUAUGGAGAGGCAAAACAACCAUGGAAAGCAGAGGAAUUACUCCAAACUAUGGAAGAAAACGGAGUCAUUCCUGUGGAGAACACCAUUAAGCUCGUUGCAGAGGCAUGGCGUGCCAUUGGUUUUGUAAAUGAAGCCAAGAGAAUCAUGAAUGAUCCAGAUGAUGACCAAAGGGCUAUAUCAAAUACCAAGAGGGGCGAGUCACCAGAAGAGAGCCUGGGUAAAGUUUAUGAGAAAGAAAAUGUUAGUGCUUCUAAUUUAAGUCUUCUGCAAGUAUCAGGUAUCAUUGUAGCCAAUCAAAAUGGGUCAGCUGCGCUCAACACAAGAAGCCGGAUGAUGCUGAAAAGAUCAGGAUUUUCAUCCGAAAGCUUGAGUAGUACAACUAAAUCCAUGUUUAUUACUCAUACUUGUGGAUUUAAGGUGAAACCGCUGAUGAUAUAUCACAAGCACUUUCAAGUGCAGGUUGGAAUUUGUGGUUAUGUGAAUUCAUGUAGAGCAGUGAUUUGA
Ilex paraguariensis (yerba mate) is the source of this 1899-nucleotide messenger RNA. NCBI's taxonomy places the organism in Eukaryota, Viridiplantae, Streptophyta, Magnoliopsida, Aquifoliales, Aquifoliaceae. The record is from the annotation of a GenBank genome assembly.